UCGCCAUUCAGCUCACCAUCCAAGUCAGCCUUCGCAUCUGGAACGCCAAGCCGCCAUUCCAUAGUGUGUGAUCGAUCCCUGCAGGAAAUAGAAACACAAUGGUAAGGCCCUCUGAACCUCCUCAUUCAUUAUCAGCUCCAUGUCAAAUGCCAUCAACGAAUGUAUGUGCAUGCCUAUUGCAAAACUGAAGAAACAAAGAAUCAGUGAUUGAGAUGCCAACUGCAAAGCAUGAUCUAACAUAGUAAUAACAUGAAAGGUGACACCUUAGUUCGUUACCGACAUAACCGUUUUACCCAUGGAAGGUAAUCUCUGGCAGGGAGAUCUGCUGAACUAGCGGUCUCUGAGGCUAUAUUUGGUAUUUAUAUUUAAGCCACCCAUAUGUAAAUGCUUAUGCAAAUUAUAUACUAUAUCAGAUGGUAGUUACUACCUACUGAGAUGAAUUUCCACCCCAUGUAAAUUAUGACUUAACUGUACUUUUAAUAAACUACCUUUACGAGUUACUCCACUCUACAAUUGAUUUACGAGUUACUCCACUCACAACUUUACUCAAUUGACUCCUUAAAUUCAUAGUUUAAUUAUUGAACCUUCUGCCCUAUAAAAACUUUACAGAAGCGAUUCACUACAUUUAACAAAAAAAAAUGCAACUGUGAGAUGAUUCAUUACAUAACCAAGGUCCAUUCUCUUCCACCUAUUGUUUGCGGUUUGAUUGAACGUUUCACACUCUAAUGGAAACCUGAGUAUGUGCUCUGAUUACUUGAAGGUUGAUAGCUCUAAGUCAAUAACUCAUAAAUUUCCUUAUACAGUGCGUGUUUUCAGAAUUUCUCUUACAAGAAUACGAUUAAUGGAAGAUUAAAUUUCUCUUAUAUUUAGGCCUGAUAGAAAAGACAGAGAGUAGAAGGAUAUAUGAUGUACUCUACAUCAGUUUUGGUUUCACAUACUAAGUUCGUUGUUUACAAUGCAGUUCUAGACAAUGUUGUGUAUGGGACAGUCCGACUUUUGUACAAAAAUCAAACACCCAACCAACCAGUUGAGUGCAACGGCAGAUUUAGUUCCAACUUUGAUGACUUCCCACACAGCAUGGCAAAUACUCCUGGGUGCUAUGCCUCUUCUCUGAAAUUCAUGGAUCCAACUAACAAGUAUAAUGAUUUGGAUUUACUAUUCCACCCAACAAGCUCCAUUGACCAUUUUCCACCAGCGGCAACUACGGUUAACAAUGAUGGCUAUGUUGCAUCGAGCGCAUCCUCUUCGAGUAAAAUACAUGCUCCCCAAUCCUGUGAAGUCAGUAGCAACAUGACACCAGAUUGGUAUGGAACCAACGUGGCAGAAUAUUCAGAGGAAAGUUGGAUCAACUCAGAUAUAACCCUCAAAUACAUAAACAAGCUGUUGAUGCAGGAGGACAGCGAUGAAAAGUCUAAAUCACAUCAUGGUGAGUCUGCACUUAGAGCUAUGGAGGAGCCGUUGUAUAGACUUGUUGGACAAAAUUAUCCAGCUAAUACUCAACUACUACCAGUCUGUAGCUGUGAUCACCCGAAUACUCUUGACGGUAGCAUCAGUAAGUUUAAUGGGCCGUCAUGCAGUAACUGCCCUGCAGCUAUUAGCUCAGGUAAUAAUCACUACAAUCACAACUUGCAAGCUUUUGAAGCUCCAUGGCGUUUGUCUGACAUUGUUGGAGAGACAAGACAGUUCACUCAGGAUACAUACACAACGGAGCUUGGUUUGAAUGUUGGUGGACUUGCCAUUGUCGAAAACAAUAGUAGAUAUAAUCAAUCACUUCAGUUCAAUGUUGGAGUGUCAAGAAAGCAUGCAGAGGCUCAGUGUCGGAAAAUGAAUUCGCACAAGGAAGACCUUGAUUUGUUAGAAGGAAGGAGUAACAAGCAGUUUGCAACUUCUUUCAAUGAGCCGACUCGAGACGAGAUUUUCGAUAAAGUUCUACUCUGCUUUGAGCAUGAACCAGUUGAUCAAGGUAUUGUUUUACAAAAAGCUAUGUCAAGUCGAUCAACCAUAAAUUCACAGACUGACCAGGGAAGAACAUCAGCUCAGCGAAAUAAAAAAGGUAAGAAGCAACAGAGGAAAGAGAUGAUGGAUCUCAGAACCCUCCUCAUCCACUGUGCACAAGCAGUAUCUGUAAAUAAUCAUACCUUAGCGAGUGACAUUUUGAGCAUCAUUAGGCAACAUGCUUCAACGAGUGGGGAUGAUUCUCAGAGGCUAGCAUUUUGCCUAGCGGACUGCCUUGAGGUACGAUUAGCUGGAACUGGAAGCCAACUGUAUCACAAAUUGAUGGCUAAAAGAAGGAAUGCAGUGGACAUUUUAAAGGUAUUCAAUUUGAGUAUAGCAAUAUGCCCUUUCUUGAGGGCACCAUAUUAUUUCUCAAAUAAGACCAUCAUUGAUGUCUCAAAGGGAAAACCUCAGGUGCACAUUAUCGAUUUUGGCAUUUGCUUUGGUUUUCAAUGGCCAUCACUAUUUGAGCAACUCGCAAAGAGGGAAGGUGGACCUCCUAAGGUUAGAAUUACAGGCAUUGAGCAACCCCAACCAGGUUUUCGACCAAAUGAAUCGAGCAGGAAUGCAGGACAGCGAUUGGCUGAUUAUGCUAGCAUGUUCAAUAUAUCUUUUGAAUAUCAGGGAAUAUCAUCAAAAUGGGAAACCAUAAAGAUAGACGAUUUCAAUAUUGAAAAAGAUGAUGUGCUCAUAGUCAACUGUAUAUACCGCCUGAAGAAUCUUGCUGAUGAAACAGUAUCCAUAAACAGUGCCAGGAAUAGGGUUCUCAAUACCAUAAGAACGAUGAAGCCCAAAGUUUUCAUCCAUGGAGUUGUGAAUGGAUCAUACAGUACCCCCUUCUUUCUAACACGUUUUAAAGAGGUCAUGUACCACUACAGUGCACUGUUUGAUAUUAUAGAUAAAACUCUUCCACGGGAUGAUGAGGCAAGAAUGAUCCUAGAGAGGGAUAUCUAUCUUCCUGUUGUCCUAAAUGUCAUUGCAUGUGAAGGUUCAGAAAGGAUCGAGAGACCAGAGAGUUACAAGAAGUGGAAGCUACGAAACAAGAAGGCGGGCUUUGAGCAGUUACCACUGAAUCCGGACACCGUGAAAGGAACAAGAGCUAUGGUGAAACAAUAUCAUAAAGAUUUCGUCACCAACGAAGAUGAUCAAUGGCUACUGCUGGGAUGGAAGGGAAGGAUACUCUAUGGAAUAGCCACAUGGAAACCUUGUGAGUCAAACAAUGGCGACUGAGACCAAAGAUGUGCUACCG
Panicum virgatum (switchgrass) is the source of this 3244-nucleotide messenger RNA. Its product is annotated as scarecrow-like protein 34. Gene Ontology annotation, molecular function: sequence-specific DNA binding; DNA-binding transcription factor activity. Gene Ontology annotation, biological process: regulation of DNA-templated transcription. The transcript has a single exon. Bases 904 to 3225 code for a protein of 773 amino acids. The record is from RefSeq and is a predicted model, not a curated record. NCBI's taxonomy places the organism in Eukaryota, Viridiplantae, Streptophyta, Magnoliopsida, Poales, Poaceae. Gene Ontology annotation, cellular component: nucleus.